Molecule: messenger RNA, 1566 nt
Organism: Paraglomus brasilianum
Lineage: Eukaryota; Fungi; Glomeromycota; Glomeromycetes; Paraglomerales; Paraglomeraceae
Source: the annotation of a GenBank genome assembly
AUGGUCUCGCCCACGACACCACAUACUCCAAGGAGCAGACUUACGCUAGACUUGAGCGAAUUACCUGUCUCCACUUCUAAUAACUCAAGUCCUCCAGUCUCCCCUAGUAGUUAUAGCACUUACAGUGCUCUACCCUCUCCCACACUAUCUGGCUCUUGGUCUCAAACUAGGUCUCAAGCUGAGUUGACGGCACUACUCAAGGAUGCUUAUAUCCGUAUUAGAGAAAAAGAAAGAGACCUCACUCUCGCUGCAGAAAUUGGCAAAAGUCUCCUCGACAAUAACAAUGACCUUAAAGCAAAAUAUGAAGCACUCAUGGACCAAUUUGAAGAGUUCCAAAAACAACGACAACAAAAUUCAAAAUUCACUAUACAGGCAGCAGACAAAACAAAUGUCACCAGGCUGGCCCCGCCAAAUGGUUCACUCGAAACAUUCGAAGAAGAACCAAGUGAUUACGAGGACGACGAGAGCGAUAACGAAUCCGCUGCUGGUUUCGGCGCAUCUCUUCAUCCUAUCGCACGUUCUCGCUCUCCUAGUCGAGUGCCAAUGUAUAAGGAUUACGAAGAUUACAGAGAAUUGGAAAUGAAGAACGCCGAGUUGCAGGCUAAAGUAGAUAGUCUUAUUUCCGAGGUGCAAGAAAGCGACAGAUUACACAAAGCCAAGCAACGAAAGCUUGAAGCCGAGUUGACGGCAUUACAAGACACUUAUCAAUCCGCUACUCAAAAGAUCGAGGAUCUUCAGAAAGAAAACGAGCGUCUUCUGCAAAGGCUGCGAAAUAGUUUUUGGGAGUCGCGUAAAGAAAAGAAUUCGGAGAACGAGAAUGUGAUUGAAGAGUUGGCACAAAAAAUCCAGGAAUUGGACAUACAAAAUGCAGGCAUUGAACGAGCAAAAGCAGAAAUCGAACGCCGUUUACAACGUACACUACAAGAUCUCGAGGCAUUCCGUUCACAAUGUAAUACACUUGAAGACAAGACCAGAGACUUUUCCAAUCUCCAGUUAGCAUAUCACAAACAGACAGAGCUUGUCAAUCAAUUGAGUGUAUCACUAGAAGAACAGCGGAUGAUAAAUAUGGGAUUACGAAGGUCUCGAGCUGGAUCGUUUAGCGACAGUGGGUUUAUGCACCGAUUGAGUGAUGCUGCUGACAAUUCUGCAUUGGCCAGACCCCUGACAUCAAAGCGCAGUCUACUCGAGGAGUUUGAGAGCGAAUGGAUAUCUAAUAUUAAACGAGAUAUGAACUGGGGGGAUGAAUCUCCUCAAUUCUCGCCAGUAGCAUCUGAAGGCGAUCUUCGAGAGUUUUUAUUGAAGAAUGGAGUACAGCCAGAUUUUGAUGACGAUGUCUCUGCCAUUGAUUAUAUGUCCGAAGAUGAGUUUACCUUUUUGGAGGAAUUCGACGAAGAUGACGAGAUAGCAAUGAGGAGGAGAGAAUGGUUCUGGAAGCGAUGGAUAAGAGCAGUGUAUAGAUUCUUUAGGUGGAUCUGGAGAUGGAUUGAAUUCCUUUUCUUAUUGGGAGCUGCCGUGGUCUUGGCACUGUAUCGUGGACCCGACCAUUUAUUACCUGGCGACCUAUAA